Messenger RNA from Eurytemora carolleeae, 1813 nucleotides. RefSeq names its product homocysteine-responsive endoplasmic reticulum-resident ubiquitin-like domain member 2 protein. The record is from RefSeq and is a predicted model, not a curated record. Bases 70 to 969 code for a protein of 299 amino acids. Gene Ontology annotation, biological process: endoplasmic reticulum unfolded protein response. NCBI's taxonomy places the organism in Eukaryota, Metazoa, Arthropoda, Copepoda, Calanoida, Temoridae. The transcript is spliced from 7 exons.
CCUGAUCAUUGUAAUUUUUCUUCUAGAAUAAUCUGUCCCCUGGACUACAGAGUUGAUCGUCUUAAGGAGAUGAUCUCACAACAAUUUCCAGGCAAUCCUAAACCUCAGAACCAGAAACUUGUGUAUGCGGGUAAGCUAUUGGAGGACGGGUUCAGGUUGAACCAGUUUCUGAGGUUCGAGGACGAGUGCCCGGUCUUCACCAUCCACCUAGUUUGCAGGAUACUACAGAGUGAGAGUAGGGAACCUGAGCUGAGACGAAGACGGGUUGAGAAGACAAGUGAGGAGCUGGAGACCGAACCUUUACCUGCUCUCUACCAGGACGGAGUCAACUCUUGGGUCCAAUAUCUCUCCAGUCAGAACCAAUACACAGAGGAUCAUCAACAGCUGGUAGUUAUGCAAGAACUGUACACGCAGUAUCUUAGUCAGUACAUGCAGUACAUGCAGACCACCACACCCGUUAUUCAACCAGAAAUUCAGGGCGGACCAAAUGAAAGGGAAAGGCGGGAUAUAGGAGCAGCUCCUGCAGUUAUGAAUGCAGGGGGCGGAGCUCAGGGCUUCCAAGAGGUGGAGGAGGAAGGUGGUAACAGGGAUAUGUUGGACUGGUUGUAUGUAUCUAUCCGGAUUCUGAUCCUGGUUUCUAUUGUUUACUUCUACAGUUCUCUUGCUAGAUUUAUCAUCGUAGCAAUCAUAUUCUUAGUUCUCUUCUCGUUACAGGGAGGAAUAUGGAACUGGGCCCGGGGGGACCGGCACCAUAUUCAGAACGAGGUAAACAAUAUCAGAGGAGAGGACGGUGAAGUUAGACGCGAGGAUCCAGUACACAGAGAACCUCGAGGAGAGGACGAAGAGCUCAGGGUUGAAAAUGAGCUUGAGAUCCGUCCCCCGGAACCAAAUCUUCUCCUGAUUGUCGGAGAUUUCGUAGUUUCAUUCUUCAGCUCGAUGAUACCGGAUACGAAUCAACCGAUUGCGUAAAUCGCGUAGCUUUCUCCAAGAAAAAUGCGUCAUUUAUACCAGAUACAGACCCUUUGAUUUUCAAGAUUUAAGGAUAACAAGAAAAAAAGAAAUUCUAAAGUUGCAAACCAACGCAAUUUUACGCCAAAAUUUAAGUUUUAAUUUAAAUUUUGUUUAAAUUAUUGUUUUUUCAUUUUUCAUCAGUCUUGACAAACAACAACCUAGAAAAGAUGUAGUUGUUCAGUUUUGAUUGCAAUACAUAUUACUUAUAUAGUGGGGCCCAUACUAACUAGAACUUCUUGCAAAAAUAUAUUAUUUAUCGAAUUUAAACAAAGCUUUAAAAUAAUAUCCUUUCAAUUUACUUAAUUUUUUGCCAACUUUAAUGAGUUUCUAUUUAUUAAUAGAUUUUCCCCCUCCCCUCUUCGUCCUCAACUCUCUAUAAACCCCCUAACUGGUAUCUUUCAAAAAUUCAAAUUCACUAAAUACAAAAUGUGUUAAGAUAUAAAAGAUUCCAAUGGGGUAAUUAUAUUGGAAAACAUGGACAUUCUCUAAUUACCUGUAAAGCAAUAUUGAUUAUUUUUUUUUUAAAGAUUAAUGUCUUUAAUGUUUAUUGUUCACCAUUUUAUGAAAACAUUUGUGAUAUUUUGAAUAUUUUAAAGUUGUGUAGCCUCGUUGUAGCUUAAAAGGGACUGUCAUUGUAAUUUCACGUGGCCCCUUAAAUUCAUAAAUGGGCAUGCCCGAAUCUCAACGUUUCAUUUGACGAUAUUCGCGGUUUUCUAGAUAAAAAUUGAUACUUCUUAUUCAGGGUUUCUCUUGACAUAGUAACUGUGGAUUAUGGACCAAAGAAUAAAAAUUCAAAAUUCAA